Aspergillus terreus NIH2624 is the source of this 414-nucleotide messenger RNA. Its product is annotated as mitochondrial 54S ribosomal protein mL43. The record is from RefSeq and is a predicted model, not a curated record. The transcript is spliced from 3 exons. The coding region runs from base 1 to 414 and encodes 137 amino acids. NCBI's taxonomy places the organism in Eukaryota, Fungi, Ascomycota, Eurotiomycetes, Eurotiales, Aspergillaceae. Gene Ontology annotation, molecular function: structural constituent of ribosome. Gene Ontology annotation, biological process: mitochondrial translation. Gene Ontology annotation, cellular component: mitochondrial large ribosomal subunit.
AUGCCGGUACAAGGGAUCAAAGCAGUGACGACUGCGCGGAAUGGUGUAGGUGCCUUCAUCCUGCAGUGCAAGCGCCUCGACUUUCACUACUGCGACUGGGCCGGCAGCUCGCGGGGGAUGGUGGCUUUCCUGAAACACUCCCUACCAUCGUUCGCCAAAGCCAACCCUCAGAUUGAAAUCCGAGUCUCUCCCCGGCCACACAAGCAUCCCGUCAUCAAGGGCCACUAUAUCAAUGGACGCGAAAAGGCCGUCUGCGUGCGCAAUCUCGAGCCCGAGCAAAUCUUCAACAAGGCGAACCUUCUCAAGGAAGCCAGCGGCGAAAAGCUGAAGCGCACCAAGAAACCCGUUUCGAGUAUCAACGAGAGCGUCCGAGGUAUCUGGUCUCCGUACCACGGGGACACCAAGACUGUGUAA